GCCCCUGCUCUCGCGAGAUGGGCGGGGCGCGGCGCGACAUCCGGGAGCGGCGCGGCAAGAUGGCGGUGGAGUCGCGGGUGACGCAGGAGGAGAUCAAGAAGGAGCCGGAGAAGCCGAUCGACCGUGAGAAGACGUGCCCGCUGCUGCUUCGCGUCUUCACCACCAACAAUGGGCGGCACCACCGCAUGGACGAGUUCUCCCGCGGCAACGUGCCCUCCAGCGAGCUGCAGAUCUACACCUGGAUGGAUGCAACUCUCAAAGAGCUGACCAGCUUGGUGAAAGAAGUUUACCCAGAAGCACGGAAGAAGGGCACACAUUUCAACUUUGCAAUUGUUUUUACAGAUCUCAAGAGGCCUGGCUAUAGGGUGAAGGAGAUCGGCAGCACCAUGUCGGGCAGGAAGGGCACAGAUGAUUCCAUGACAUUGCAGUCUCAGAAAUUCCAGAUAGGAGACUACUUGGAUAUAGCAAUUACUCCUCCGAAUCGUGCACCACCCCCAUCAAGCCGCAUGAGACCUUACUAAAGUCUUCCUUCUCUUUGUAUGAUUAUGUAUUCUGUUUACUCCUACUUGCUGUUCUAAAGCAGGCUUAUUUUUUUGCUUUUGUUGCUAAGCACCUCAAGACAAAGCUGAGCAUUGUAGAAGAAAGUUAACUCUUAAACAUUAACUUUUAGUUUGUUUAGAAGAAACCCCUUCAGCAGUGCCAUUAUCCUAUCCCUGACUGUUAUAGUUUGAAUAGUAAAUUAGUGUGUCCAGUGUUCUAAAGACUUCCAUGAAAUAUGACCAGGAGGAUUACAGGUGUUCUGAAGUUCUGUCUUGUUUGGAAUAAAAAUUGAUGUUAUUAA
Messenger RNA from Pyrgilauda ruficollis (rufous-necked snowfinch), 841 nucleotides. RefSeq names its product Sin3A associated protein 18 (gene SAP18). Gene Ontology annotation, molecular function: transcription factor binding; transcription corepressor activity. The transcript is spliced from 4 exons. The record is from RefSeq and is a predicted model, not a curated record. Gene Ontology annotation, cellular component: nucleus. The coding region runs from base 18 to 521 and encodes 167 amino acids. Gene Ontology annotation, biological process: negative regulation of DNA-templated transcription. NCBI's taxonomy places the organism in Eukaryota, Metazoa, Chordata, Aves, Passeriformes, Passeridae.